Vitrella brassicaformis is the source of this 2480-nucleotide messenger RNA. The record is from the annotation of a GenBank genome assembly. NCBI's taxonomy places the organism in Eukaryota, Vitrellaceae.
GGGAAAACUGAGGCAGCCGCGGUCCCACAAGCCAGAGGUGACCGCAGAUCUGCCCACAUGAUGCUGAGCAACGCGUGGAAUUGGGCCAAGAAGCAUCGGCGGAAGAUCAUCGUCGGUGCUGUGGUGGUUGGAGGGGCCAUUUAUAUCGGGAGGAAGCUCUACCGAAGGGCCAGGGCAAGCCUCGACGAUGUGAGCCACUUUGGUGCGAAGCGAAAGUGGUUGAGUGAUCUCUGUUUCUCUCUCUCUCUUUAAGUUGCUGAACAGCGACCACCUGAAGAAUGAUCUGCUGCGGCAGAUAUCGCUGGGACGGUCCGCCGAAUGGAAGUGAGCGCGAUGAAUGGAUGGAUGAAUUGAUGGACUGCGCUUUGGAUGCAAGGGACCAACCAUCGCACCCUGCCUUGUGUGUGUGGUAGGAUGACGCUUCACUACCAGAGGAACCAGAAGGUGUCCGACAUGACGGUCAAGAAGAACCUCGAGAACCUCCGGACCAAACUGUUCGAGCUGUUCGAGAUCAACGACCUCACACAGACGCUGCGCGACAACAGCCAUCAGGUGGGUGGGUGCAGAAGUCGGGAGGGGGCCAUCACGAAGGCCUGACUCUACAUGUAUGUGUCGUGUGAUGCAAUGCAGUUGUCGCCCGACCAGAAGAGCGCCUACUUCAACCAGAUCAAGAUCCAGUGUGAGCAAAGCAACAGCUGCACGCACGCCUCUGUGGAUGGAUAAGUUGGUUGUGAUUCACUCACCCGUCGAUCUGUCAGGUCUAUCUCGUGCAGUGAGCUCCCUCUACGCCCUCCACCUGCUGCUGCUCCUGCACAGGUGAGUGAGUGAGUACAACGAACGGCCCAGUCGUCCGUCCACAGAGAGUGCUCUGCUGUUCCUCUGAUUGCCCUGUGAAAACACCCAGGUUGGAGAUCAACAUUAUCGGCAAGCAGAUGUUUGGCGACGACCGGCGGGCGGGCACCGAGCAGGAGAAGGCACACGACGAAAACUACGCAUUCCUCUCGUCAACCAGAUACAUACAGGUACAGCUGCUGGCAGCCAUCCAAUGGCCCACCGAGCAACACGAUCGCCAUUCCAAUGUGUGUACGUUGCUGCUUGUGUGUGCAGGAGGCUGAGGGUCUUCGUGUGAUCGUCAAGGGUGUGACUCGUGCGGUUGAGGCGUGUGCGGGCGAGCUGCAGCCGCAGCAUGAGCUGAGCCUGGAGGAGCUGCUCACUCUCCUCAAAGACAUUGCCAGCAAGGCUGACGUGGAACUGUGAGUGUACGCACAUUGACUGACUGACACAUGGAGAUCGGACUGUGUUGUCGGCCGAUUGGUUGGUUGAUUGGCUCACUCAGCAUCAAUGACGGGUUGGCUGUCAACACCGCCCUGCCGGACAACGUGCAGGACCUGUGCGACAACGAGUGAGUGAGGGUGGCACAAGGGAGGGAAGAGAUAGAAGGAAGAAAUGCGAUGCGUAUAUCACAUCACAUUCCCCUCUCUCUGGUGUCCUUGCUCGCCAGGCGGCUAUCGCCUGACGGCUGCCGCCUCGUGGCGCAAUUCCUGUCUGAAACACGAGACUUCCUGGAAAGGUCAGGACUGCAGAUAGAUAGAUGCACCCAGCAAACAAAACACACAAAGCACCAAAUCAGGCGGAUGCACGUCUGUGCGCCUCUUUGUCCCUUCAGCCCCCAGUUUGUGUCUGUCUUUCGGUUGGUGAUCGAUCGCGCCCUCAAGAAGACGGUCGAGAGGCUCAGCGACAAAUUCCAACCGGGUGGGUGAGCACAGCGAGAGGGCUUUCCUUACUCCUUCAUGUGCUCACAUCUGUGUGUGCCGUGGUUGGCUGUUUGAUGCAGGUCAGCGGUUCCCGCUUGCCCGCACGUUUGGCCGUUUCUGCCAGCUGAGUGAGGAGGUGCUGUCGUCGACAUUCAGCAACGCAUACAUCGAGGACUUCGCAAACACACCUGCCGUCAACGAACUCUCAGAGGUCAGCCAGGCAGCCAGACACGCACACGUGAAUUGGGUCAGCUCCUGUGUGUUUCUGCGGGUGUCCAUGCAUGUGCUCAUGUGUCAGAUGGUGUAUUUCCCCCCCGACUACGAGCAGGGCAAGAUAUCCAAGACACCGUCCAUCGGGGCUCUCAUGGAGAGGCUGCAGUUCAGCCCAUAGCUAGCGAUGGUGGACAUGGCUGCAGGUAGACAGGGGCCUUCCUUCCUUCCUCUCCGUGCAGCCAAUGCCCACCAUGUCGGUGUGCAGCCACCCACUUGUGUACGUGUCACUUUCCGUGUACCAUACAUACAUGCACAAAAAUACAGACAGACUACGCUGUUAGAGGCGGGCAGUAGGAAACCUCUACGGCCCCGAUGGAUAUAUGAGUGAGUGCUUCUGUUCAUAUUUGUUAGUCACUGAUAUGUGUGUGUAUGUGUGCGGUUUAUUGGUACAUACGGACAUCCCUGAUGGAUGAUGGAUUGACAUCUCGUGGGCUGAAACGUGUUCUAUUUCGC